Messenger RNA from Sphenostylis stenocarpa, 1296 nucleotides. The record is from the annotation of a GenBank genome assembly. NCBI's taxonomy places the organism in Eukaryota, Viridiplantae, Streptophyta, Magnoliopsida, Fabales, Fabaceae.
AUGGAUUCGGACACUGAGACAGCAAAAUCCAAACGUUCCAAAAAGGAGAAGGAGAAGAAUAAGAAGAACAAGAAGAAAAAGGAUGUUGCCUCUCAGCCAGAUGGAGAUGGAGUUGAGGUUGAGGUGGAGGUUGUCCAUGAACAUCCCAAUAAAACACCUCCUGUUGUUGGUUAUUUCCCUUCGGGCUUUGAUCCGGUAAAGAAUCAUGCCAAUGGUGCCGGUCCCUCUGAUUUUCAAGUUUACCGGCACAGGAACAUGUCCAAGAGGAUGCAGCUUGUAGUUCGCCCUCCCGGGUCUUCCGUGGAAUUUGUUGGAACAAGUUUUUCUGGCGAGGCCGCGGCUGGACACCGAGCCAUGUUCGCUCUUGGAGUCCUUGACAAGGAAGCUGGGACCCUGAAGAUUGUGCCCAUUGCUGGCAAUAAGAUAUUCAGAUUGGAGCCAAAGGUUAAAGGUGUGGAUGUUGCUGACAAUGAGCCAGCAAACUCAACUUUGGAAGAGAUGACUCCACAGCAGAAGUUUGCGGAGACUACUGCUAUAUGGGGAACAAAGAGGGAUAUCGAGAAGGCUAAAAAGAAGCUAGCUCUCAAACAAGAUGAAAAUCCUGAUUCUCAAAGGAAUCUGGAUGUGAAAAUGAAAAAUGUUUCAGUAAACAAAAAGGCUCUUGAAAGUACAGAAUCUCAUGUUUCUCGCAAUAUACCACCAUAUGAUACUUCUGCAACUACACCUCAGGGUGCAUAUUUAUUGGAUAAAAUCAUCCUUAAAGGAGAAUGGGAUUAUCUUGAUGACCUUUAUGAUAGGUUGCAUCGGGAAGAAGAAGCAGACUUCAGUGCUUAUCCAACAUUUAUUCGCAACAGGAUAGAGAAAUUAAGGAAAAUUGAGGAUGAGUCAGAAAAGAAGAAACUUUCCUGCAUAUUCUCAUACAUCAAUCAUCUUAUAAAGUUCAAAGAUCAGCAUUCCUUUGACGUUUUCUCUGCAAAGGGCCAUAAAAUCCCCAACAUCCUGCGCCAUAAAUUUGCAAAUAUGUUUGCUGUUUCUGAAUUAAAAAGGCUACCCCCUGAAAAGAUUUCUCUUCUCAUAUGUUACGUCUUGGUGCUUACGCUUUUCGCUGAUGACUUCCUAACUGACUGCAUAGAUAUAGCAAAGGAUCUGAGCAUGAGUGUAAUGGCCGUGAGACAACUCUAUGAGCACUUGGGUUGCAAAUUUACCCGCAAGAAGAACACUUUCAACGGUUGGUGUGCUACGCUUCCUGUCCCUCUUAAAUUUCCUGAGCUUAGGCAAAGGAAGAGGAAAAGGUAG